UUACGAGAUUCGGUAAGCUUCACUCUCAUUUAUAUCCUUGUGUUCGCUCAAAGCCGAACCGGUACUGUGAGGACUAAAUUCUUUCCUGGCCAUACAACCAUACCCUUUUACCAACAAACCUUCAAUAAUUGACUAGGCUUCACACAAUGAAUAAUGUGUCGAAUGUCUGCCACGAUGAGCUUUUCGGGCCAGCCGUCGCCAUGGAGUCUUGUCGAGGCGGGUUCGACUUCACAGUGCUAUUUGAAGAAAGCGUCCUGUCUAUCCCACUUUCGGCUGGAUUUCUCCUGAUUGCCCCUAUUCAGGUGGCCCGUAUCUUCAAAGCCGUUUCGGCUGUGAGGCCAUCACUACUUCUAUCGAUGUUCAAACUUGUGUCGACUCUCGUUUAUGCCGGACUCAACUUAGCCUUGCUGAUCUUGUGGGCUUCGGGACAUGGAUUUACCACUCGCGCAACCCUGGCCUCAUCCGUGUUAAGUCUCUGCGCCGCUCUCGUCCUCGCUGUCCUGUCGCAGGUUCAACAUGGCAAAAGCCCACGGCCGUCUUUCAUAAUCACUGGUUAUCUCAUAAUUUCACUACCCCUGAACGGCGCGCGCGUCCGAACCGCCUGGCUCAUGGCAUCGGACAAACAUCUCAUGCCAGCUAUUCUCACCGCUGCUCUAGCCGUCCAGGUUCUGAUUCUCGUCUUAGAGACCAAGAACAAAAGGAAAAUCCUGGCUGGUGUGUAUCGCAGCUUCUCACGCGAGGCAACAAGUGGCCUCCUCAGUCGUGGGCUUUUUUGGUGGUUGAAGUACUUGCUUUCUGAUGGAUACCGGCGCAUCUUGGCCGUUGAAGAUCUCGAGUCCAUCAAUGAAAAGCUUAGAUCUUCCAAGCUUUCGAGUGAGCUACAGGUUCGUUGGAUGAAGAAAAAGAAAGUAGACCGCAGUCGGCACAAGCACGCCUUAGCUCUGGCUACGCUUUCGGCCUGGCGGUUGGAGGUUGCCAAGAUUGCGCUUCCUCGUCUUUGUCUGAUUGGACUUAGCCUUGCACAGCCUUUCCUCAUCCGCCAGAUCGUAGAGACUAUAUCGGCUCCUGUCAGUCAGCAAAGCUCAAGCCAAGGAUAUGGCUUGAUCGGUGCCGUGGCUUUAGUCUAUACAGGGAUACCCAUUGCGACAGGCUUUUAUCAGCACCUUUCCUUUCGACUCAUGGCCAUGGUCAGGGGCGGCCUCACUUCCCUGAUCUAUGACAAGAUUGUGCAAUCGCCGUCGACGCAAGUCGGUGACUCUGCUGCGAUGACCUUGAUUAGUACAGACGUCGAACGAAUCUGCGAGACAUGGCAUCUUGCGGUCGCCGAAAGUUGGGCGAGUGCCAUUCAGCUUGCUUUUGCUGUGUGGUUUUUACAGAUGCAAAUCAGUCCCGUUUGUGUCACUCCAGUCAUCGUCGCGCUGGUGGCGACCGCCAUGUCAGUCAGAGCGGCUGGGUUUGUGACUGCCCGCCAGAAGGUCUGGCUCGAGGCGAUUCAAGCCAGGAUUAAUUUUACCGCACAUGUCCUAGGCUCGAUGAGAAGUGUCAAGAUGUUGGGGCUUAGCAACAAAUUUGAAUCUCUCAUACAGGGUAUGCGUGUUACUGAGCUGGACCUCUCCAAGAGGUUCAGGCGCUUGUCCAGCUUCAAUGUCUGCCUUGUAAACUUACCCUCGCUUUUCUCCCAGUUCUUCACAUUCGCGAUCUUUGCAAUCGCCGCCAAAGUUCAGGGUAACAGCUUUGUGACGGUGUCGCAGGCAGUCACAGCCCUGUCCAUUCUCUCCGUCCUCAUGGAGCCUCUGGGCAUGAUGUUAGUGGUGAUUCCUCAGGCAUAUGCUGCCUUGGGUUGCUUUCAAAGAAUCCAGGACUUUCUUGCUAGCGAGUCCUGGGACAACAAACGACUGUCUGAGUGCCCGCUAGAAACAACGAAUCUGGAGAGCCACGAUGAGUCGGAAAUGUUUCAGACGCCCCCGGGCAACAACCAUGUGGAAAUGAUUCAACGUCCACAAUCAACACCCAAAAAGCCUCUUCCUCAUACGAUCUUCAACUCCGACCAUGUGAUCAUCCAUAAGGCUACCGUUGGCUGGCAAGGCUCCAGCCAUGUAAUCAAAGACCUGUCACUGCGCAUUGGCCAAAAUCAUCAUCUCACAGUCAUUUUGGGACCAGUCGGCUGUGGCAAGUCUACAAUUCUAAAGGCCAUUCUCGGCGAAGCCACCAUAUUCAACGGCUCUGUCUGGGUCAGUAGCAAGGAGCUAGCCUAUUGCGAUCAAAGCCCGUGGGUUUCGAACGGCUCCGUCCGAGAAAACAUUGUCUCGGGAACUGACUUCGACGCUGCUUGGUACAAUACUGUCAUUCACGCUUGCGCUUUACAAGUGGAUAUGCUGCAGUUAUCGGACGGUGACGCGACGAAUGUCGGUAGCAAAGGGGUUUCGCUCAGCGGUGGGCAGAAGCAACGCCUGACGUUAGCUCGGGCACUCUAUGCGCGCAAGCCUAUCGCUGUCCUGGAUGAUGUACUGAGCGGCCUGGAUGCCGCCACCCACGACAUCGUCACCACGCGUGUCUUCGGAGCUGAUGGACUGAUCCGGAAGCUGGGUAUGGCAGCCAUUUUGGCCACGCAUUCUGUUAAUGUAUGCGCCAUCGCGGACCAAACUAUCGUCCUUGACGACCAAGGACAAAUCAUUCAGCAGAGCUCAUCUGAGAAUAUAACUUCUCUUGCGCCACAGCUAGCCGGAGACGAUGGAUUUUCGGCGAGCUCAGGAAACAGCCCACCUCCCAAAGUGUCAGCUGGUGAAACUCAGGGCUCAAGCACGAAACGAGAUAACAACAGACAGGUAGGAGACUUGUCCAUCUAUCUAUACUACUUCUCGUCUUUGGGAUGGCUUAGCUUUGCCUUGUUCGGUAUCUUCGUAGCUUCAAACGUGGCAUUCAGCACUUUGCAAUAUGCAUGGAUCACACUGUGGGCCCGAAACAGCGACGGAUCGCAAGCAUCACGGCUUGGCUACUGGCUUGGGUUAUAUGCACUUUUUAGUGUUUUUACUGCGGCCGGUCUUAUUUCUGCGGUCUACUACAUGUACGUGGUGAUCGUACCUAAGUCUGCACAUUCUCUCCACUUGACUGUGCUUCGGGCAGUUAUACGAGCUCCAAUGUCUUUUCUCGCCAAGACCGACACUGGGGUGUUGGUUAACAGAUUUAGUCAAGACAUGCAACUGGUUGACAUGACCUUACCCGGGGCACUCGUGAAUGCGAGCUUUCAGCUUGCUGCGUGUUUCGCAGUUGCAGCGUUGGCCAUUAUCGCUGUUUCCUACUUCGCAGCUGUACUGCCCUUCGUCGCCUGCGCUCUUUUCUUCCUCCAGCGCUUUUAUUUAAGGACAUCUCGGCAGCUUCGACUACUAGACCUGGAAGCGAAAGCACCUCUUUAUUCUCACGUUCUGGAGUCUCUCCAGGGCAUCGCCACUAUUCGAGCAUAUGGCUGGACGAGCAACCACGUCGCCAAGAAUCUCGCCCUCCUCGACAGGGCCCAGAAGCCUUAUUACUUGCUCCUCUGCAUUCAACGAUGGCUGACUCUUGUAUUGGGGCUGACGGUCGCUGGCCUCGCGAUACUGCUCACCAGCCUAGGUGUCACGCUCCGCAGCAGACUGGACGCCGGUUUCCUCGGCGUUGCCCUUGUCAGCAUGAUGAAUCUUGGCCAAUCCUUGGCUGCCCUUAUCACCUUUUGGACAUUGCUUGAGACGUCCUUGGGUGCCAUUUCGCGCGUGAAGGCUUUCUCCGAGGAUACUCCGACCGAGAAACCUCGCGAGAUCGUGGAUACAAGAAUUCUCGCUGGCUGGCCGUCUCAAGGAUCGGUUGUCGUUGAGAAUUGGUCGGCUCACUAUAACGGGUAUCCAUAGGGUUAGGGUUAGGG
Messenger RNA from Colletotrichum godetiae, 3895 nucleotides. Its product is annotated as ABC transporter. Gene Ontology annotation, molecular function: ATP hydrolysis activity; ATP binding; ABC-type transporter activity. Gene Ontology annotation, cellular component: membrane. Gene Ontology annotation, biological process: transmembrane transport. The transcript has 15 exons. The record is from RefSeq and is a predicted model, not a curated record. Bases 147 to 3881 code for a protein of 1244 amino acids. NCBI's taxonomy places the organism in Eukaryota, Fungi, Ascomycota, Sordariomycetes, Glomerellales, Glomerellaceae.